AUGGAUGGCCUUCUAUAUCCACCACCUGGCGUGAGCCCCAAGGACGACGAAGCUGGAGCGGAGGGUAGUGUGGGGUUGGUACCUGCCAUCGGUCUAUGUCAGACAGAGAUACCUCCCCUCAAUACUACCCGAGCGAUGUUCGCAUACGAGUCCACCUCACCUGAAGAACUAUCGAUGGGCGAUGAAGCUGCCUUACACGUCUAUUCUAUAGAAGAAGAUUGGUUGCUGGUGAAGGUAGAAGGUGGAGAUGAGAAGCUUGGGUUUGUUCCUCGAAACUACUGUGAACCGCUAGACGCAUCUGCCGAAGUCGAAGUGGCAGAUGCUGCAGAUACCGCCGCGGAGGUCGAAGCCGCUCGACAAGUCGAGAGAGAGAAAGAACUAGCUGAGAAGCAAAGACAAUUGAAAUUGAAAGAUAAGGUGGAAACCUGGAGCAUCAGUGAAUUAGAUGGAAAGAAGAAAAAGAAAGGUACCCUGGGUGUGGGGAAUGCAGCUGUCUUCUUCGCCUCUGAUACUGAUAAAUCUGCCCCCGUCAAACAAUACCCUAUUACCGAUCUCACAUCCGUCUCGCAACCUUCAUCCAAAACCCUCGAUCUCUUAUUCGCUACGCUCGGUCAACCUCUCCAAUUCCACUGUGGUAGUUCAGACACCACUAAAGCCAUUCUAGCCAAACUUGAAAACAGUAAAGCUGCUGCGGGAGAAGCCCUCGAGCUUAUCAACGAAGCUAGAACAGGUGGAUACUCAUCAGCCGAAGAAGAAACUCUGCCACCACCCACUAGAAACGUUCCUCCUUCAGCCGCGGUCGCUGCCGAACCUAGAGGUGUCAGAUUCGCACCUGAAACUGCGCCAGCAACUGGACCAACUUCGUCUUCUGGAGGUGAAACAGCUACUGUUCAGUACGAUUUCGAUGCUGAUGGGGAUGAUGAGUUGACUGUCAAAGAUGGGGAAAUCGUCACGGUAGUAGAUAAGGAGAAUGAUGAAUGGUGGUUAGUCAGGAAUUCACGAGGCAAAGAAGGUGUCGUUCCUGCUGCAUAUGUGCAACUCAACGAUGGAUCUGCUCCUCAAGCUGCUGCCGAUGAACCUGAUAGUGAAGAUGAGAGGGAACGAGAGGCUGAAGCUGCAGCGGCACUCGAAGCUGAGCGACAAAGACAAGCUCGAGCUGCUGCUGAAGAGAGAAGAAGGAUUCAAGCUGCUGCUGAAGCUAGGAGAGAACAAGAGGAAGAAGAUCGACGAUUGGCUGAAGCCAUCGAGGAGGAACAAAGAGAAAAGGCCGCUAGAAAGGCUCUCAAGAGACAGGAAGAGGAUAGGAGAAGGAGAGAGGCUGAUGCUGAAGCUGCUCGAGAGAAAGCCCGAAGCGGUGGUUUACAACCUCCCAAGAUCACCAAAAGACCAUCAAACAACGAUGUGGCUGCCGCUGCUAGUAAACUUCCCUCUCGUGGUCAAGCUGCUCCCGCUAGACCUCCUGAAAAUAACAGACCAAAACCCAACCCCAACAGAAUCAGAACAUGGAGCGAUAAGUCUGGACAAUUCAACGUCGAAGCUGAGUAUCUUGGUCUCAACGGCAACAAAAUCCGUUUGCACAAGCUCAACGGUGUGAUUAUCGAAGUACCCGUGGAGAAGAUGUCUAGCCGAGAUAUCGAAUUGAUCCGACGCCAUGAGACAAAGAAGCGAGCGGCAACCUUGGAUGACGAUGAUGUUCCCCUCGGUCAAUCCAGUCGACGUAACGGUACACCAGUCCGAUCGACCGAAAGCGCCAGACGAGCUAUGCCAGCUGAAGAGCCCAUCCCUCCUGAAGCUAUGGCCAUGCCACCACCCAGAAAACCCCGAUUCGACUGGUUCGAGUUCUUCCUAUCAUCAGGCUGUGAUAUGGAUGACUGUACCAGAUACGCGUCGAACUUUGAGAGGGAUAGAAUCGAUGAAUCAAUUUUACCUGAAUUGGAAAGCAGUACUCUCAGAACAUUGGGCUUGAAGGAAGGUGAUGUAAUCAGAGUCAGAAAGGCGAUUCAAAAUCGGUUUGCUAAGAAGACACCUGAGCAACAAGCUCAGAUCGAUCAAGAUGCUGAAUACGCUAAACAACUGCAAGAAUUCGAAAACAGUGGUAGAAAAGGUACGGCACCUCAACCUCCUCCUGGCCUCUUCACUGGACCUGGUGGUAAAUUAUCGAAUAAUACUAGGCGAGGUAGACCUGAGAAGAAAAGUACCGGACCUGAGACGGUGGACGCUUCUGCAAUCGCUGCUGCAUCUGAUCAGUUGUCUAAGGCUACUAUCUCAUCACCACCCACUGCUCCCACGCCUCCACCAAUGACUGUAUCUCCUCCCCCAGUCAUCGAGGAGAAGAAAGCACCUGCUAUUGCCGGUUUCGAUGAUGAUGCGUGGACAAUCAAACCUACCUCCAAACCAGCUUCUCCCGCUCCGCCCCCACCACCGGCACCUCCUGCGCCUCCCAUAUUCCAGACUUCGCCUGCACCAGCUGCUCCCGCGAACAAUACCGAUUCCUUACUGGCUCAGAUCAAUGCCCUUCGCCCAGCUAGUACUGGUAUAUCUCAGAACAACACAGGUGGAAGUGGAUCGUUCGAUCGAGUUUCUCAAAUGGUCGGUCAACCUCGUGCACCUUCAGCCCCAGCGCAAAAUUACGGACUGGGUGUGCAAAAUACUGGUCAACCUAUGAACCAGCUAACGGGUUUCCAACAGCAGCAACAGCAAUCGCCCCAGAACACUGGUCCAAGAGGUCCCUUAGCACCUAUACCAGCCAAUGCAGGCUUGCUGAACCCUAUGCAACCUCAAGUAACUGGAAUGUUUGUACCUACAAGAGGUCUAUCACCUAUGACUGCUCAACAGACUGGGUUCCCUCAACAACAGCAGCAGCAGAUGAUGCCUCAACCUACGGGAUACCAAGCUGGAUUCCAACAAGGGUACGGUGGACAACCUCAACAGAUGGCUAUGCAACCGAACUUCACAGGAUAUCCAGGUGUGAUGCAACAACCUCAACCACAAUCUUCCUUCAAUGCGAUCGCCAAUAUGCCACCCCCUCAGCCUCAACAGACCGAACAGAAUAAAUUUGCUCCUUCGAAUAUCUUUGCAGCUAUGAAGCAGUCUGAUUUCGGUAAACCUGAGGAGCAACAACCGCAGAAUGCCAACAAAUACGAUGCCCUUCGACCGCUUACUACGGGUUACAAUGGUGCACCCUCCCAGAUGAUGCCUCAACAAACUGGAUUCGGUGGUAUGAUGCCUCAACAGACUGGAUUCGGUAUGAUGCCCAAUAUGACAGGAUUCAACCCUAAUAUGAUGGGUAACGGAUAUAUGGGACAACAAGGUCAAGGAGGACAGCAGAACCCUUAUGGAUAUAGAUAG
Molecule: messenger RNA, 3348 nt
Organism: Kwoniella mangroviensis CBS 8507
Lineage: Eukaryota; Fungi; Basidiomycota; Tremellomycetes; Tremellales; Cryptococcaceae
Exons: 8
Coding region: 1-3348 (1115 amino acids)
Biological process (GO): actin cortical patch assembly
Cellular component (GO): nucleus
Molecular function (GO): protein-macromolecule adaptor activity; cytoskeletal protein binding; ubiquitin binding
Source: RefSeq, a predicted model, not a curated record